CCCAGGCCGGCAUUUAUGUUGCAGCCAGCAGAGGCCUUGGCGGUGGCAGUUGGGACCCAACCUGCGGCUGGAGCCCAGGAGCCUGGGGAGACGGCGGCAAGUGAAGCAGCCUCCAGCUCUCUUCCUGCCGUCGUGGUGGAGACCUUCCCGGCAACUGUGGAUGGCACCGUGGAGGGUAGCAGUGGGGCUGGGUGCCUGGACCUACCCCCAGGUUUCAUGUUCAAGGUGCAGGCCCAGCACGGCUACACCGCCACCGCCACCGACGAGCUGCAGCUCAAGGCUGGUGACGUGGUGCUGGUGAUCCCCUUCCAGAACCACGAGGAGCAGGUGAGGGCCGGGUGGGGCCGCCAGAACUCUUAGGGACGGCAGCAGCCUGGCUGUGGCUGGCACCGCUGUGGCAGGGACUGGCCUGCAGGGGGCAGCGGAGGCCUGUGAGCGCCGGGGCUCCC
This is a messenger RNA of Sapajus apella (tufted capuchin), 449 nucleotides long. RefSeq names its product myc box-dependent-interacting protein 1-like. Gene Ontology annotation, cellular component: synaptic vesicle; plasma membrane. Bases 16 to 360 code for a protein of 114 amino acids. The record is from RefSeq and is a predicted model, not a curated record. The transcript is spliced from 3 exons. Lineage: Eukaryota; Metazoa; Chordata; Mammalia; Primates; Cebidae. Gene Ontology annotation, molecular function: phospholipid binding; tau protein binding.